Molecule: messenger RNA, 3183 nt
Organism: Wallemia mellicola CBS 633.66
Lineage: Eukaryota; Fungi; Basidiomycota; Wallemiomycetes; Wallemiales; Wallemiaceae
Product: acetyl-CoA synthetase-like protein
Exons: 3
Coding region: 231-3146 (971 amino acids)
Molecular function (GO): phosphopantetheine binding
Source: RefSeq, a predicted model, not a curated record
AACGUUAACAGCGUAGCGAUAAUUGGACAAUUCCAUCACUUAUCAAGCAUCAUUUUGAACACAACAGAGAGCAUGUGUUCUUUGAAGACACUGAAGGUCACCAGUAUAAGGGUUUGGAAGUUCAUAAGGCUGUAUAUCGAGCAGCAGCAUACCUACAAGAACAACUAAACCAUAAGAACGAUCAAACGAUUGGAUUCUACCUAGAGAAUGAAUGUUUGACUUAUUCAACGAUGCUCAAAGGCGCUGUGGUAUCUGGAAAUCAAAUGUUGGCUUUGUCUAACAGGAAUUCGGUACCUGCAUUGGCGCAUCUUAUCAAAAGCACGGAUACUCACAAUUUACUCUAUGGAGAUACCUCUAUCCAGCUAACGAACAAUGCUAUGGAAGUCAAGAGUAUUUUAACAAAGGAGGGAUUUGAAGUAAACUUAAUCAAAGCACCACCAGUUUCACUUUUGUUCCCAGAAGUGUCGGACAAAGAGUUCGACGCGCAUUUAGAUCCUCUACCAGCUAAAUUCGAAGACGACAAAAAAUCGCCCAUCAUCCUCCACUCGUCGGGUUCAUCAGGUAGCUUCCCAAAGCCUAUUUACCUUUCGAAUGAAACAAUUAGAAGUUGGGCAUUAUCGCACGAUAAUUCCAAUGCUCAAGACAUUUUGAGCUUACAAGGGAAGAAGUUCUACUCUGGUGCUCUUCCAACUUUUCAUGCAAUGGGAUUUUAUAGUCAAGUUAUUAGCAGUCUGUCUUCAACUGUAACAAUCGCAAUUCCAAAAGUGUCGCUUCCACCACCAUUCCCAACGCCCGAGUCAAUCAUAGAAAAUAUUAAGAGAACGAAUUCUGACAUUGCGAUCGUAGUACCAUCGAUCAUAGAAAAAUGGGCAGAAGACGCCUCUACGGUUGAAUUCUUGAAGACAUUAAAACUGCUUCUUUUUGGUGGAGCAGGUCUGUCAAGUAACAUCGGGAACAUGCUGACUGCAGAAGGUGUCCCUCUCCUUUCUGUAUAUGGUACUACCGAAACCGGACCUUCUUGCUCUUGUUUUACUAUUAGGAACUCCGAAAACAGUAAUGAGUGGGGUUACAGUAUAUUAAGCUCAAACCAUAAUGCCAGAUUUAUCGAUCAAGGAGACGGUUUGUUUGAACUUCAUUUCCUGAAUAAUGGCAAGCAUAUUCCAUCAGUUAACAACUUGGAUGAUGCGUUAGGCUAUAACACGGGCGAUUUAGUUGAGCGUCAUCCUUACAAGAAGGAUCUGUUCAAGAUAGUCGGUCGUUCAGAUUCUCAAAUAAUUCUGGCUUCUGGAGAAAAAACAAAUCCUGAGCCAAUUGAGCGCCUUAUCGAUUCGAAUCCUCUCGUAUCCAGAUCCUUAAUGUUCGGAAGACAUAGAACAUCUAAUGGCAUAAUUAUAGAACCAUCUUUCUCUAUCAGUAAUUCUGAAGAUUUUCUUGAUAGUAUUUGGCCUUCAAUUGAAGCUGCCAACGAUCAUGCUCCACAACAUUCGCGUUUACAAAGAUCGCUGGUCCUUAUAGCUACCGAGCCAUUCCCACUUACUCCAAAGGGCAGUGUUAAGCGCAAUGCUACAUUAGAAAUGUUUCAGGACGAAAUUGAAGCCGCUUAUAAUAAAGCAGAUGAAGCUGUUGCAGAGUCAGUACCAUUCGAUAUAAGUAACGUUCGCGCAUCGGUUAGCAAUAUUGUAAACUCCGUCAUGGGACAAUCUCUGGAGGACGUUGAUUUAGUUUCCCAAGGUUUAGAUUCAAUGCAAGCAACUAUUAUCCGUAACAAGCUCACAUCUGCACUGAAAGCAUUCAAGGACGUGAACUUGAAUGCUACUAUUGUCUUUCAACAUCCAAAAAUAACACUACUAUCCGAAUAUGUUGAUCAGAUCCUCAAUGAUGAUAAAAAGGAACUUUCAGAAGAAGAACUUGUUGAUAUGAAAGCUGCAGAGAUCAAUGCCACAAUUGAUAGACAUUGUGACACUAUCAAAGCUAAGGUUUCCAACAAAUGGGAAGAACCUGCUCGAGAAUGUAAUAAGGUCCUAGUUACUGGUACUACCGGUGGUCUUGGUGCUCAAUUGCUUGUUACUCUUAUCAGAGAUGCAACUGUCGAUCAUGUCUACGCUGUCAACCGUUCAAACGCCAUCAACAGUCUGAAGGAGCGCCAGAUUAAAGCCUUAGCCGAAAAGGGUAUCCCGGCGUCAGAGAUAGUCAACUCAACUAAAUUGACACUUAUCGAAGCUGAUUUAACUUUACCAGACUUGGGACUGGAGGAAAAGCAGUAUAGAGAAAUCGAGGAGGAAGUUGAUGUUAUUAUCCACAACGCCUGGAGAGUCGACUUCAAUGUAGCUUUGCAAUCAUUUGAGCCGGAUAUCAAGGGUGUUGUGAAUUUGACCAAUCUGGCUAUUACUUCGAAACAUGGCGCAGCUGUUCUGUUCACAUCAUCAAUUGGUAGUGUUUCACGUUGGCCUGUUGGUAGAGAAACCGUAGAGGAGCCACUAACUGACGCCAGAAUGGCAGUCGGAAUGGGCUACGGUGAAAGCAAAUUCGUCGGAGAACGAAUUCUGUCAUACGCAUCUUCUAAAAUUGGUUUACCAACGACGGUACUGAGAAUUGGACAAUUGUGUGGUGAUCGUGAAGUCGGAUAUUGGACUAGCAGUAACUGGGUGCCUGCUAUUAUAAAAUCGGGUGUAUCAUUGCACUGCUUACCAACCGGUGACGAUAUAAUCACUUGGAUCAGUCUCGACGACGCAGCAAAAGCGAUAGUUGAUUUCUCGCAUAACAGGAGAAGCAGCAAAAUACACGAUCUCCUUCAUGUCGUACACCCUCGUCCAAGAUCCUGGAACGAUAUCUUCAAGGUAGUCGUUAACGCGCUCAAUAAGAAGGGUAUUGAAGUCAUUUUGGUAGACUAUCAGACUUGGCUGAGCAAGUUGAAAUCAGAGGACACCUCAAAAAUGGUUGAAAAUCCAGCAAUCAAACUCUUACCUAUGUUUGAAUCAGGAGAGGUCUCUAACACCCGUAGAGAGUUCGUUGAAGCUAUGGGUAACCCUAUUCUGCAAACAGUCCGCUCUCAAGAAGCCUCGGCGACAAUGAGGUCAUGCAAAGAACUCAGCGACGGUGAUGUUCUCAAGUGGAUGGACAGCUGGUUCAACGAGCGUUUUAUUUAAUUUUUAUUUGUAAUACCCAAAACUAAAUAGAAUUGAC